Drosophila albomicans is the source of this 1973-nucleotide messenger RNA. RefSeq lists its product as uncharacterized. Lineage: Eukaryota; Metazoa; Arthropoda; Insecta; Diptera; Drosophilidae. Gene Ontology annotation, molecular function: long-chain fatty acid-CoA ligase activity. The coding region runs from base 345 to 1973 and encodes 542 amino acids. The transcript is spliced from 2 exons. Gene Ontology annotation, biological process: fatty-acyl-CoA biosynthetic process; long-chain fatty acid metabolic process. The record is from RefSeq and is a predicted model, not a curated record.
GACUGUUCAUAUCAAUUUGAUAAACUUGUUUACCAAGAUUCUCUUCACACUACAGUAAACAGCUCAAACUGCUGUGUCAUGCAUGAUAACAACUAUAAAUGGGGGAGGGGAUAUUUGCUAUACCGCAAACACUUUAACCUAACAAAUUGCCGGCUAAUUUUUGGUGUGUCGCUUGAUCGUUCCGAUAAUCGGGGGCUCGAUCGCGUGUCUCAUGCAGCGCUUUUAUACCUAUUUCGCUUCCAUUGUCAUUUAUGAGUUGCAGUUACGUCAAGAACAACGGGAAGUAAUUUCGCUGACCUUUAAAUAGAGCUCGACCGUCAACGAGAUGCAACAGUUGCAGCACAAUGCUAGAUCUAAAUGGAAAUCCCACCACAAGUUACGAUGCCAGGCUUAAGAUCUGGUCCGGUGCCAAGGAGCAAAGCUAUUACAACGAUGAUCUGACUAUUGGUCAGAUUAUAUUCAGGCAGCUGCAAAGUGAACCUCAGCGUAUCUUUCAGAUUUCUCACAGUGAAAAUACGCGCUUGACACGCUCCCAGAUGCUCGUGAAUGCGGCCAAGGUAAGCGAGUAUCUGCGACAACAAGGGUUCAGCAAGGAGACACAUAUUGUGGGUAUCCUGGCAAGGAAUACAACCCAUCUGGCUGCUCUAGGAUACGGUUGCAUGUUCAACGGCACCACUUUUCAUGCCGUCAAUCCCAAUUUGGACGAGCGAACCAUCUGCAUGCUUUUUGAUAUAACUAAGCCGCAACUCCUUUGCUGCGAUGCCCAGGACUAUGAUAAAAUGAGAAAUGUGGCCAAAGCACUGAGCGCAAAGCUGUUGACCAUUGAUGGCAGUAUUGCAGGAGUAAAAAGUAUCUUGGAGGUGUUCAAAACAACAUUGCCAGAGGACUACAAACCAGAGAGCUUUGAUCGAGGCAUAGAUCGCACUUUGGCCAUACUCUGCUCGUCGGGCACAACGGGAACGCCAAAAGCUGUUACUCUUUCAAAUAGUCGCAAGAUAUUUGAAGCUCACAGCUAUCUCAGCUUGAAUGACGUGCAGUAUGCACCAAGUACUUUGGAUUGGUUGACGGGUCUCAUCAGUCUCAUUACGGCGGGUGUCUACGGCACUUUGCGGCUAAUUUCAAAGGAGCCAUUCAGUCCGGCGCAUUUCUUGACUAUGUGUGAACAGCACAGCAUUAGCUGGGCUAUAGUGGCUGCCUCACAUAUCGCUAUGCUGGCGAAUAAUCCCGAUGUGAAUGCCAAGCAAUUGCGCAGUCUACGACAUCUACUCUUCGCUGGCGGUCACACGCUAGUGGCGACUCUCGAGAAGAUGCGCUCGUAUCUGCGAGGUGAUGGUAUUCUACGGAAUGCCUACGGCAUGACGGAGCUGGGCACCUGUGUGUCCUGCAAUUACAGCACCCACACAAAGCCAUCAUCGGUGGGUCGCCUUAUGCCAAACGUUCGCAUGCGCGUGGUGAACGAGACGGGGGAAUCCUUGGGUCCCAAUGCAGUGGGUGAACUCUACUGCGAGCAUGGACAACACUGGAGUGGCUACUUUGGGAAUGCAGUGGCAACUAGCGAAAUGAGGGACGCUGAGGGUUGGUUCCACACUGGUGAUUUGGGCUACUUUGACGAGGAUAACUAUCUGCAUAUUGUAGAGCGCAAAAAAGAUAUGCUCAAGUUUGUGGGCAUGAUGUACUAUCCACAUGAGAUCGAGGAAGUGAUUGCCCAGAUGCCACAAGUGGCGGAAGUUUGUGUUUUUGGUAUUUGGAAUGAGAUCGAAGGCGAUGCUGCUGCUGCUUCAGUGGUCGCUAAAGCAGGAUGUCAAGUGAAUGCGCGCAACGUGCAGGACUUUGUGGCCCAAAAGAUCAGUGUCGACUAUAAGCACCUGCAUGGCGGCGUCCAGAUCGUGCCUGUUUUGGCCAAAAGUGCCAAUGGCAAAGUUAAUCGACAUGCCGUUAAGGCAGCCUAUCUAAAGUCAGUUGAACACAACUGA